Molecule: messenger RNA, 704 nt
Organism: Theobroma cacao (cacao)
Lineage: Eukaryota; Viridiplantae; Streptophyta; Magnoliopsida; Malvales; Malvaceae
Product: norbelladine synthase-like
Biological process (GO): abscisic acid-activated signaling pathway; defense response
Cellular component (GO): nucleus; cytoplasm
Molecular function (GO): signaling receptor activity; abscisic acid binding; protein phosphatase inhibitor activity
Source: RefSeq, a predicted model, not a curated record
AAGCGAAUUGUUGCAAACCACCGUAAGCAACAAAUUUAUAAGCGUGCAGUAGAAACUUGUGAAAAGAAUUUAAAGCAGCAGGGUAUUAGGAGAAAAAACAUGCACGGCUAUAUAUCAGAAGAUACCCUGGUAGAGGUUCCGGCAGCUGUGAUAUGGGAGGUCUACCGCGGUCUCCAACUCGGAAAGCUCGUUAAUGAGCUGCUACGAGAUGUUAUCGGCGAGGUAGAAGUUGUCCAAGGUGAUGGAAGCGUUGGAACUAUUGUGAAGGUCACAUUCCCUCCAGGAACUCCUGGACCUAGUUAUAUGAAGGAAAUGUUUACAAAAAUUGAUGACGAGAUACGCUUGAAGGAAACAGAAAUUAUUGAAGGAGGAUUCAAAGAAGUUGGGUUUGAUCUUUAUCGAAUUCGUUUGCAAAUACUUGAGAAAGAUGCCGAAUCAUCUAUUGUCAAGUCGUCAGUAGAGUAUGAAAUUGAUGACAAGCUUGAAGAAAUUGCUUCUCAGGUGACUACCCAGCCUUUGAAGAUAAUGGCAGAAGUUAUUGGCAAAUAUCUCAAAGAAAGGAGCUCCACUUAACUAGGAUAUGUGCUAUCCAACUACUCCGAACUGUUAUUUUCAUAUAAUGUUUGUCUACCUUAGCGUCCUAUUAGAAAAGUCACAUGCGCGUGCAUGUGUGUUUGUAUGCGUGUUUGUGUGUAUAUAUAUAU